CUUUGUCAGUGGGACAACAAGGAGCACAUGGUCUGCAACUACGCAAAUCAGGUCUUCGCGCCCCGUCAGCUUCUUCGGCGCGUUCGGCACUAACAACAUGUUCAAACUAUACCCCGUCCUCCCCUGGUGCUUCUUGAUAGGCGCCCUCCUCGGUCUCGCCUGGGUGCUCGCUGAAAAGGCGGCGCCCCACACGCGCCGGUACAUCCAGGCGCGAAUAAGUUUUUGCUUCAAAGCGCUUUGGCGGCCGGGCGUGCGAGGCGCUAUAGGAGAUCUCAAUCUCAUAAGAUGGAUUGAUGACAACGCUUGUUUUGAAAUUGGCGCUUGGAUACUACAAGGCUCGAGCAUACUGCUCCACCCGAGAAAACGGAGAGUGAGUGAUAGUUUAAGCCAGUGUUCGGAGGUAUCAAUCGGAGCUCUGCAUCGAGUUUUGCGCAGCGGAAUGAGGCUUGUGUGUCUAGAUUUUGACAAGCACUAUACGAUCCCCAUAGGGUCGUGAGGGGAACUCUCAUUAUACUCAACAGAAAUAUUCCUUCGUUCAUGCCAAUAAAUGUUUUGCAUUUCCAUUUGGGUUGGCAAGUACAGGUGAUUAAUAUCUGG
This is a messenger RNA of Hyaloscypha bicolor E, 597 nucleotides long. RefSeq lists its product as uncharacterized. The record is from RefSeq and is a predicted model, not a curated record. Bases 98 to 496 code for a protein of 132 amino acids. NCBI's taxonomy places the organism in Eukaryota, Fungi, Ascomycota, Leotiomycetes, Helotiales, Hyaloscyphaceae. The transcript is spliced from 3 exons.